This is a messenger RNA of Ceraceosorus bombacis, 2400 nucleotides long. The record is from the annotation of a GenBank genome assembly. Lineage: Eukaryota; Fungi; Basidiomycota; Exobasidiomycetes; Ceraceosorales; Ceraceosoraceae.
AUGGCAUUCAACCUUGCGUCCCUCUCAGCAUUCUUUGGCGGAGGCGGCAACGCGUCCGGCUCUAGUUCUGGUAGCCGAAACAAACGAACCAACUUUGGUUCGGGUCUGCCAUCGUCCAGUAGACGAGGACCUCCCGGCAAGCUUGAUCAUUUUGAAGACGACAGCGGUGCUUGGUCCCUGCCGUAUACUCAGCGAUACGGUGGCCCAGGCAUGGUCACGUCACCCACUCACAAUGGGCCUUUUAGCCCCACAUCUGCUCACCCUAUGGCAGGCGGCGCUGCAGAUGCUAAUGGGGUUGGCAGUGCAUACCCGCCGACUCCGAACACUGGCAAAUCCUGGUCAGGCGGUAACGGAGGUGCUAUGGACUUGAAUGCUGCGACCAGCGUCACUGCCCUUGGUUCAACGCUCGGUAGGCCUUCAGUCGAUGCUAGCUUCUCUGCAAACGUCUCCAUCCCCUCUACAGCGUAUCCUCCCCUGCGCCACACUUGGAACAGGAUCCGCGCUUGGUGCGACGUGCACUACGAUGAACUAGGCGACACGCUCAACUGGCCUGCUUUGGACGCCGAUUUGGAUGAAUUGGAGUUCACGAUCGGCUUCGCACUGCCUCCCGCGGUGCGGGACAGCUUUUUGUGUUACAAUGGACAAGAACUCGAGUCUAAUCAGAGCUGCUCGGAUGGUCUCUUCUUCGGCUUGCCCCUUCUUAGUCUGGAACAGAUCGCAGAAGAGUGGAAGUUCUGGCGAACCGUCGACGAGGACCCUUCAGCGGGUGCCAACGACGAGGUCAAAGGCUGGAUGACCAGUUGCCCAGCAGGAUGGGUCCGCUCCGAGUAUAGCUGCAGAGGAUGGCUGCCCCUGAUCACAGAUCAUGUGGGAAACUACGUGGGAGUAGAUCUCAGCCCUCCCGCUAGCGGCGGUGGCGCCCCCGGCCAGGUCAUUCUCUUUGGGAGGGACUUUGACACCAAGGUGGUGCUCUGGCGUGGCGAGGGUGAGGGAGGAUGGGGUCGAUUUCUUCAGUUCAUCGCAGAAGAGCUCGAGAGCGGAGACAUGUGGAGCCUCGAGGCGCAAAGUCAGAGCAGCGAUGACGAGGAAGAUGGCAUUGGCUACGAGAGCUACUUCUCCAACGGCGGCUCCGGAACAGGCAGAGGCGGCGGUGACCGUGCUGGUGAAGGAAGCGCUGGCUUCAGGCUCCGAGGCGACUACAAGGGCUGGCCAGCGCUCGAAGCGUGGGCAGAUCGAUCUAUGCGGUGCUGGGAGGAGGUUGGCCUGACAGCUGGAUUGCCGGCCUGGCAGCUGCAAGAGACGCCCAGUGUCCGUCUAGAAGGUGCAGAAGAAUCCCAGCGGGUCAACGAGCAUGGAGAAGCGCUCGAUGCAGGUAGCAGCGGCAGUGUCAACGCACGACGAAUGUCUCCGCUCAUCGAGCACUCCUCAGAUGCUGAAGGCGAGCAGAACCAUCCCCUGGCCGGCUCAAGUGCCAUGUCUCCAGACUCUACACGAUCGGGCGAGACUGUCACACAAUCUGACUCUGCCUCUUACAUGAACGGCAACCCCUCCAUCGACGCACCGCGUCAAUAUGGCGACAUGCUUUCACCGCCCUUGCCUUCUACCAAAGCCUCACGCUCCAAGCAGAAACAGCGCGAGACUGCUUCUGGAGAUCCGAAACCACGCCGCAAUCCCCCACCACCGGCCACUGCACUAGAUCUUCCCACUAUUGACGACGUUCGCGCGGCUCACGCAGCAGCCUUGGCAAUGUCUUCCACUGGUGGUAACUAUCAUUUCGACAUUGAGCGCAGUCGCCCUCCGCCAGGAUCAGGAGGUGCAGGCAUGGGAAUGGGAAUGCGAAGCUCGCCUGUCGUCUCUGGAACUGGCAGUGGCGAGUGGUACCGCGAUCGGCCAAGUCGGUCGCACCUAUCAAGAGUUGCCAACCAAAGCGGAGAUGAUGGUCUAGAGAUGGAUGCGCGCACAUCUUCCGACGUUCUCAAUCCUCAGGAUCCUGCAAGCGCAAGCGUCGUGACGCUUUCUGAUGUGGUUAUCGAUGGAACCAACAACUUGAGUGCCACAGCCUUGGCCAGUCCUCGUCUGUCAAGCUCUUCAAAUUCUGGUGGUAGACCAGCGGCGCGCACGCUUCUAAGCAAUGGAGAGCUGCCAUCGUUGAUCGAUGCAGGCUCAGCUCCAGCGUCACCUGCUCUGCGGUCCGGCUCGACUUUUGCAGCGCAGCAAGGAAGCGCGCUCGCCUCUGGGGCAAGCAACUUUGGCGAACGAAGCAGCUUUGCGCGAAGUGCGGACAGUCCCACUAGAGUGCCUCCGCCUGCUGUGAAGAGCCCGCCUCAUUCUCGCACGAACAGCAUCCUCGGCACCCCUCGUCUCGAAAGCCCUUCCAUACUACCUCAAACCGCACAGUAG